AAAUCCAACAAAAUUCUCUGUAAUUCGGCCCUACUGUCAAAAUUUCUUGUUUUUAAAGUAAUAAAAUGUCGAAACUUUUCAUUCAACCAUCCAUAAUGAAAUGGAGCCAAAACGUGGUCUCUAUGUGCAGUUUUGUUCGCUGCAGCAGUGGCCAUUCAUCAAACACCUGGACCUCCUGCCCCAAAUUAAGAGAAACGAAGGGAAACCCACCAGUUUGCCGCCCACUAGAUUUGAUGAGGCCAAAAUACUUUAAGGCCCCCGCCAACUGCAAAUCGGAUGAAGAAUUAUCGAAAUUGAAUCGUAAGUUAUUGGGUAUUCCACGCUGCAAUCCAACAUUCGUAUUGGAUAAGAAUUGUGACGUCGAUCCAUGUAAUCGCAUGGAUACGCUAUACUAUAAGCCAAGUCGCAGUUUGGAUCGUGAGUUUGACAAAUACUGGGUGGAGUGUGUCUAUCAGAAGCGUCCGAAGCUCCGUUGCUACACAAUGCCAGUAGAAUUCUGUCGCCGUGGACCAAGGAAAGCUGCCUGCAGCUGCUUGGGCAAUGCAUCCAAGUGUAGGGUACUCCUUAAAAUGGCAUGCACGAAGAUGAGUGAAGUGAGCAGCACCGCCUCCGAUCAAUGCAAAAAGCAUCCACUAUGCGAGUGCCCCAAAGCAUCCAAGAACACUCGAUGUCGCUUGUUACCGAAGCCCGGAAAAUGCCGACGACGUUUGACACGUUACCCAUCGUUCUCCGAGUGUCUUCAUUACCCUCUCUCCCCUGUCAAACUAAAUGAAUGCAAAUGUCUACAAAGUGGCUCACUGUGUGAAUUAUGGAAUUCAUACAAAAACAUUCGUAAACCAUGCUAAAAUGGAGUAGGCCUUGAUUUCUCCUGUCAAAAGCUGUCGACUGUAUGACUGUUGCUGGGGCCCAAGCAUCAUUCACUUCCAGUUUAACAUCUCAACAGUUGAGACGUGUGUAGAAAGCGUUCGGUUCAUAGAGCAAUUUUUUUGGACUUUUUUAUUUUUUAAUUAACAAAAUUUUUUAGUAACAAAUAAUAUGGUGCUCAGUCGAUGUUCACUGCGUGCCGCCCCUCUGCUGACUCCAUACCGUCAAAAGCUAGUGCAAGACAGGACUCUCACCACCGAGGAGAAGUUACGUAUGCGCUACUUGCGUCUGAAGCAAGCCAAGGUGCUGAAGGUCCCCAGCCACAUAGCCGUGCGACGCAGUGAAUCCAAAUGUGGCCAAGUCACUGAUGCCAACUGCCUUGAGGAUCCUUGCGGCGCGGAACCCUUGCCUCUGGACUUGGCCCACUAUAGGCCAACCAAUAAGGAAUGUCGUUGCUAUCAGCGUACGUGGUGUGAGUCCGUUCCGAUUCCACGACCUGUACAUCAGCCAUUUGAUAAAAUCUACCCGGAACGAAAGCGUCGGGAUCCCAAGAAGCUGGCUAAUAAAAAUUUGACGGCCUGCAAUCCCAACGAUAUUGUAGAAAAGCCACGGUCAAGAGCAAAGCUCUUUGAACUCUUCCGAGGUCCUUUGCCUUGCUGCAAGAUGACCGCACCCGGUUGCAAGGAGGCGCGAAAGGAUCCAACUUGUGCCAAUAGACCCCAACCGAGUUGCUGUGUGAAGCGAAGCACCAAGUAUCCGAGCUUCUCGGAAUGCCGAAAAUAUCUUGGCCCACCCAAUCCCAUUUGUGAGUGCAACAAGAAGCCGAGCACCUGCGAAAUGUGGACUUAUUUCAGGAACAAACGCUCCUAGGUCUUUACAACUAGAGGAUGAUUUCAAAUUUCAAAAGGAACCGACGCUUGAAAUUUAUUUUCUUUUUUGACCAAAACAGACUAGAAAUUAAAAAGAAAUGACUUAUCGAUAUUGGUAUACUGAUAA
Molecule: messenger RNA, 1860 nt
Organism: Drosophila willistoni
Lineage: Eukaryota; Metazoa; Arthropoda; Insecta; Diptera; Drosophilidae
Exons: 1
Coding region: 1036-1734 (232 amino acids)
Source: RefSeq, a predicted model, not a curated record